Molecule: messenger RNA, 4308 nt
Organism: Nannospalax galili (Upper Galilee mountains blind mole rat)
Lineage: Eukaryota; Metazoa; Chordata; Mammalia; Rodentia; Spalacidae
Gene: Abca4
Product: ATP binding cassette subfamily A member 4
Biological process (GO): transmembrane transport; lipid transport
Cellular component (GO): membrane; intracellular membrane-bounded organelle
Molecular function (GO): ATP binding; ATP hydrolysis activity; ABC-type transporter activity
Source: RefSeq, a predicted model, not a curated record
CUUCCCACACUCCUAGACAGCAAUUCUCAAAGUAUCAACUUCAGAUCUUGGGGAAGGAUAUUAUCUGAUACGUCACCAAGAAUUCAAGAGUUCAUUCAUGGGUCAAGUGUUCAAGACCUGCUAAGGGUAACCAGACCCCUCCUGCAGAGCAGUGGUCCUGAGACUUUCACACAGCUGUUGGGCAGCCUGUCUGACCUCCUAUGUGGCUACCCAGAGGGAGGAGGCUCUCGGGUAUUCUCCUUCAACUGGUAUGAAGACAGUAACUACAAGGCCUUCCUUGGGAUUGAUUCCACAAGGAAAGAUCCUGCCUAUUCUUAUGACAAAAGGACAACAUCCUUUUGUAAUACGUUGAUCCAGAGCCUGGAGUCAAACCCUUUAACCAAAAUAGCCUGGAGGGCAGCAAAGCCUUUGCUGAUGGGAAAAAUCCUCUUUACUCCAGAUUCCCCUGCUGUGAGGAGGAUACUGAAGCGUGCCAACUCAACUUUUGAAGAACUGGAACGUGUUAGAAAGCCAGUCAAAUCUUGGGAAGAAGUAGGGCCCCAGAUCUGGUACUUCUUUGAGAAGAGCACCCAGAUGGCCAUGAUCAGAGAUACCCUAGAGCACCCAACAGUAAGAGACUUUGUGAAUAGGCAGCUCGGAGAAGAUGGCAUCACCACUGAACCCAUACUAAACUUCCUCUAUAAGGGUCCCCGAGAGAACCAGGCUGACGACGCAACCAACUUUGACUGGAGGGACAUAUUUAACAUCACGGACCGCUCCCUUCACCUGGUUAAUCAAUACCUGGAGUGCCUGGUCCUGGAUAAGUUUGAAAGCUACUAUGAUGAAGCUCAACUCACCCAACGAGCCCUGUCUCUCCUGGAGGAAAACAGGCUCUGGGCUGGAGAGGUAUUCCCUGACAUGUAUCCCUGGACUAGCUCACUACCUCCUCACGUGAAGUACAAGAUGAUGGACAUAGAUGUGGUGGAGAAGACCAAUAAGAUCAAAGACAGGUACUGGGAUUCUGGUCCAAGGGAAGAUCCUGUGGAAGAUCUCCGCUACACCUGGGGAGGCUUUGCCUGUCUGCAGGAUAUGAUUGAACAGGGGAUCACAAGGAGUCAGGCCCAGGUGGACGUUCCAAUUGGAGUCUAUCUCCAGCAGAUGCCUUACCCUUGCUUCGUGGAUGACUCUUUUAUGAUCAUCCUGAACCACUGUUUCCCUAUCUUCACGGUGCUGGCAUGGAUCUACUCGGUCUCCAUGACUGUUAAAGGCAUCGUCUUGGAAAAGGAACUGAGGCUGAAGGAGACCUUAAGAAAUCAGGGUGUCUCCAGUGCAGUGAUCUGGUAUACCUGGUUCCUGGACAGCUUCUCCAUCAUGUCAAUGAACAUCUUCCUUCUGACGAUAUUCAUCGUGCAUGGAAGAAUCCUACAUUACAGUGAUCCCUUCAUCCUCUUCCUAUUCCUGUUGGCCUUUUCCACCGCCACAGUCAUGCAGUGUUUCCUGUUUAGCACGUUCUUCUCCAAGGCCAGCCUGGCAGCAGCCUGCAGUGACAUCAUCUACCUCACCCUCUACCUGCCACACAUUCUGUGCUUCGCCUGGCAGGACUGGAUGACAGCUGACCUGAAGAGGGCUGUGAGUCUGCUGGUUCCUGUGGCAUUUCGAUUUGGCACUGAGUACCUGGUCCGCUUUGAGGAGCAAGGUCUGGGGUUACAGUGGAACAACAUUGGGAACAGUCCCGUGGAGGACGAGUUCAGUUUCCUGAUGUCCAUGAAGAUGAUGCUUCUUGAUGCUGCUCUGUAUGGCGUGCUUGCCUGGUACCUUGACCAGGUGUUUCCAGCAAAGAAAAGUAAAGCUAUCUUUACCACCCCAUGGUCAAAGAAAUUGAGUUCUUCAUAUCCCUUGGGAGGCAGAGGCUGUUCAACCUGAGAAGAAAGGGCCCUGGAAAAGACUGAACCCAUAACAGAGGAAAUGGAGGAUCCAGAACACCCAGAAGUAACUCAUGACUCCUUCGAACGAGAGCUCCCAGGGCUGGUGCCUGGAGUAUGUGUGAAGAAUCUGGUAAAGGUUUUUGAAUGUAGCCGGCCAGCCGUGGACCACUUUAACAUCACCUUCUACGAGAACCAGAUCACCGCACUCCUCGGUCACAAUGGAGCGGGAAAAACCACCACCUUGUCCAUCCUCACAGGUCUGUUACCACCAACAUCGGGUACUGUGCUCAUUGUGGGAAAGGACAUUGAAACCAGCUUGAAUGCACUCUGCCAGAGCCUGGGCAUGUGCCCCCAGCACAACAUCCUGUUCACCAGUAACCUCACAGUGGCUGAGCAUAUCCUGUUCUAUGCCCAGCUGAAAGGGAAAUCCUGGGAGGAGGCCCAGCUGGAGACGGAAGCCAUGUUAGAGUAUACCGGUCUGCACCACAAGAGGAAUGAGGAAGUCCAAGAUCUUUCAGGUGGCAUGCAGAGGAAGCUGUCCAUUGCCAUUGCCUUUGUGGGAGACUCCAAGGUGGUGGUUCUGGAUGAGCCCACCUCGGGGGUGGAUCCCUACUCCAGACGCUCCAUCUGGGACCUGCUUCUGAAGUAUCAUUCAGGCAGAACCGUCAUCAUGUCCACUCACCACAUUGAUGAGGCUGACCUCCUUGGUGACUGCAUCACCAUCAUAUCUCAGGGAAGGCUCUACUGCCGUGGCACCCCACUCUUCCUCAAGAACUGCUUUGGCACAGGCUUCUACUUGACCUUGGUUCACAAGAUGAAAAGCAUUCAGAGCCAAAGAGGUGGCUGUGAGGGACCCUGUAGCUGUGCUUCAAAGAAACUCGGUUUCUCCACCAGGUGUCCAGUCCGCGUUGAUGAGAUAACUUCAGAGCAAAUCUUAGACGGGGAUGUGAAUGAGCUGAUGGAUGUAGUUUGCCAUGUUCCAGAGGCGAAGCUGGUGGAAUGCAUUGGUCAAGAACUUAUCUUCCUUCUUCCAAACAAGAAUUUUAAGCAGAGAGCGUAUGCCAGCCUUUUUUGAGAGCUGGAGGAGAUGCUGGCCGACCUGGGGCUCAGCAGCUUUGGAAUUUCUGACACUCCCCUGGAAGAGAUUUUUCUGAAGGUCACAGAGGAUUCUUGUUCGGGAUCUCUGUUUGCUGGUGGCACUCAGCAAAAAAAGGAACAUGUCAGCCUCUGACACCCUUGUUUGGGUCCCAAUGAGACCCAGAGCUCCCACACCUAUUCAUUGGAGCAAGCCACUCAUGCCAAGGUCCAGCCUUCCGCAGAACCCAAGGAACCUGGCAUUCCACUCAACACAGGUGCUCCACUGAUCUUCCAAUAUGUACAAGCACUGCUAGUCAAGAGAUUCCACCACACUGUCCGCAGCCACAAGGACUUCCUGGCUCAGACUAUCCUUCCUGCCACUUUUAUGGUUUUGGCUCUGACACUUUCCAUCAUCAUGCCUCCGUUUGGAGAAUUUCCAGCUUUGACCCUUCACGCCUGGAUGUACAGACAGCAGUACACCUUCUUCAGCAUGGAUGAGCCCAACAGUGAACACCUCGAAGUCCUGGCAGACAUCCUCCUGAACAGGCCAGGCUUUGGCAACUGCUGUCUAAAGGAAGAAUGGCUUCUGGAGUACCCCUGUGGUAAUUCAGCCUCCUGGAAGAUGCCUUCUGUAUCUCCAAACAUCACCUACCUACUCCAGAAACAGAGAUGGACAGCAGCCAACCCCUCACCCUCCUGCAAGUGCAGCACCAGAGAGAAGCUCACCAUGUUGCCCGAAUGCCCCAAGGGUGCAGGGGGGCUCCCACCCCCACAGAGAAAGCGCAGCACUGAAAUCCUACAAGACCUCAUGGACAGGAACAUCUCUGACUACUUGGUAAAGACGUAUCCUUCUCUUAUAAGAAGCAGCUUAAAGAGCAAAUUCUGGGUCAAUGAAUAGAGGUAUGGAGGAAUCUCCAUUGGAGGAGAGCUCCCAGCCCUCCCCAUCACUGGGGAAGCACUUGGGUUUUUAAGCGACCUUGGCCAGAUGAUGAAUGUGAGCGGGGGUCCUGUCACCGGAGAGGCUGCUAAAGAAAUGUUAGAGUUCCUUAAAUGUCUUGAAACCAAAGACAACAUUAAGCCCAUUUCUGCCCUCUAAGUGUGGUUUAACAACAAAGGCUGGCAUGCCCUGGUCAGCUUUUUGAACGUGGCCCACAACGCCAUCUUAUGGGCUAGUCUGCCCAAGGACAGGAACCCUGAGGAACAUGGAAUCACCAUUAUCAGCCAACCCUUGAACCUGACCAAGGAACAGCUCUCAGAGAUCACAGUGCUGACCAUUUCAGUGGACGCUGUGAAAAUGAUCUUUCUUCCUUUCUUUCUUUCCUUCCUU